GAGCCCCAGACAAAGCCCCAUUGAGAAGAGGGCAGGGGACGUCCAGCAACUCCAGGGGGAGGCUGGAGAGAGACCAGCGACCCUCCCCCGCGAGCAGGAGCCACCUGAGGGGAGGGGGCAGGCGGGGGUGGGGUCUUAGCCCCCCACGCGCGUCUCUCUCCUUUCCGGGCUGGAGCUGGACGGGAGAGCCGACCCCAGCGUGUGGGGGAGAGAUGCUGAAAGGAGCCGCUGAGCUGGGAUCUAUGGAGCAUUUUAUAGGAAAGAAGUAACGCUGCCAAAAUCCCGCCGGGGAGCGAUAAGAAGGAGCCUUGGAAGUGUCGGUCCCCCCCUAUGAAAUGCUUCCCGCACUGGCUGCACAUCGAAAUGGGAAGGAGCAAUAGCGCUUUACGGUCUUGCAAAGGGAAGCUUCGAAACUAACCCAGGAGCCUCCAGAUCCAAGGAGGAGGAACCGCUGCAGGCUGCUGGUGUGUGUCCUCAAUGAACAGGAGCGGGGGCUGGAACCGCUGGCAACUCAUCUAGGACAAGUUCCCCCCCCCGAAGGAUCCAUUUCUCUGAAGGAGCAUGGAGGAGUGGAGGCAGUGUGGCCGCUGGCUGAUCGACUGUAAGGUUUUGCCCCCGAACCACAGGGUGGUCUGGCCCUCAGCUGUUGUCUUUGACCUGGCUCAGGCUUUGAGAGAUGGAGUCUUGCUCUGCCAGCUGCUUCAUAACCUGUCACCUGGAUCUAUCGAUCUCAAGGACAUCAAUUUCAGGCCACAGAUGUCACAGUUUCUCUGUUUGAAGAACAUUCGAACGUUCUUAAAAGUCUGUCAUGACAAAUUUGGGCUAAGGAACAGCGAGCUGUUUGACCCCUUUGACCUCUUCGACGUGCGGGAUUUUGGAAAGGUGAUAUCAGCUGUAUCCAGACUUUCCCACCACAGUAUCGUUCAAACCAAAGGAAUUAGACCCUUCCCUUCCGAGGAGACCACAGAGAACGAUGAUGACGUCUAUCGGAGCUUGGAGGAACUGGCUGAUGAACAUGAUCUGGGGGAGGAUAUUUACGACUGCGUCCCUUGUGAAGAUGAAGGCGAUGAUAUCUACGAAGAUAUCAUCAAAGUGGAAGUUCAGCAACCUAUGAAAAUGGGAAUGACAGAAGAUGACAAAAGAAAUUGCUGUUUGCUAGAAAUUCAGGAGACCGAGGCCAAAUAUUACAAAACACUUGAAGACAUAGAAAAGAACUAUAUGAAUCCAUUAAAGCUGGUACUGACUCCACAAGAGAUGGAAUCUAUUUUUAUCAAUUUGGAGGACCUAAUUAAAGUGCACUUCAAUUUCCUGAGGGCCAUCGAUGUCUGUAUGAUGUCUGGAGGAAGUAGCUUGGCGAAAGUUUUUCUAGAAUUCAAAGAAAGGCUGUUGAUUUAUGGCGAGUACUGCAGCCAUAUGGAAUGCGCCCAAAAUACCCUGAACGGUCUCAUUGCAAACAGAGAGGACGUUAGGCAAAAAGUUGAGGAAUGCACAUUGAAGGUUCAGGAUGGGAAGUUUAAAUUGCAAGAUCUGCUGGUGGUACCAAUGCAAAGGGUCUUGAAGUAUCAUCUCCUAUUAAAAGAGCUUCUCAGCCAUUCGUCUGAUCGGCCAGAAAAGCAACAACUCAAGGAAGCUUUGGAAGCCAUGCAGGACUUGGCCAUGUACAUAAAUGAAGUCAAGAGAGACAAAGAGACCUUAAAGAAAAUACGUGAAUUUCAGAAAUCUAUAGAAAACUUGCAAGGGAAACUGGAAGAAUUCGGGAGGCCAAAGAUAGACGGUGAACUGAAAGUCCGUUCAAUAGUGAACCACACCAAGCAGGACAGGUAUUUAUUUUUGUUCGAUAAAGUGGUGAUCGUCUGUAAAAGGAAAGGAUACAAUUAUGAGUUGAAAGAAAUUAUCGAGCUGCUUUUCCAUAAGAUGACCGAUGAUCCCAUGAACAACAAGGACAUUAAGAAGUGGUCAUAUGGGUUCUACCUGAUUCACCUUCAAGGAAAGCAGGGCUUCCAGUUUUUCUGCAAGACGGAAGACAUGAAGAGGAAGUGGAUGGAGCAGUUUGAAAUGGCAAUGUCCAACAUUAAGCCAGAAAAAGCCAACGCAAAUCACCACAACUUCCAGAUGUACACGUUUGAAAAGACGACCAACUGCAAAGCGUGCAAGAUGUUUUUAAGAGGAACUUUCUAUCAGGGCUAUCUGUGCAUGAAAUGUGGAUCAGGUGCUCAUAAAGAAUGCUUGGAAAUUAUUCCUCCCUGCAAGAUCAGUUCUCCAGCAGACCAGGACUCAUUAAAUACAGGACCUGGUCCUAAAAUGGUGGCUGUUCAGAAUUACCAUGGCAACCCAGCUCACCCAGGAAAGCCAGUGUUAACGUUUCAGACCGGGGACAUCAUAGAACUGCUCAGAGGGGACCCUGAUUCGCAGUGGUGGGAAGGGAGGUUAAUACAGACAAAGAAGUCUGGUUAUUUUCCCAGUUCAUCGGUGAAGCCCUGUCCUGUGGACGCCAGGCCUCCCAGCAGCCGGCCUCCUUCGAGAGAAAUAGACUACACGGUGUAUCCUUGGUUUGCAGGAAACAUGGAGAGGCAACAGACAGACAACCUGCUGAAGUCGCACGUCAGCGGGACGUACCUGAUUCGAGAGAGACCAGCAGAGGCCGAGCGCUUUGCCAUCAGUAUUAAGUUUAACGAGGAAGUCAAGCACAUUAAGGUGGUGGAGAAAGACAACUGGAUUCACAUCACAGAAGCCAAAAAAUUUGAAAGCCUUUUGGAAUUGGUCGAAUACUACCAGACCCACUCGCUGAAGGAGAGCUUUAAACAGCUGGAUACAACGUUAAAAUAUCCAUACAAAUCCCGAGAACGUUCUACCUCCAGAACCUUCACUCGCUCCCCAGUGGUCACGCCUCCGGCCAUAGGGACGGCGGUGGCACGCUACAACUUCGCCGCACGGGACAUGCGAGAGCUCUCUUUGCGAGAGGGCGACGUGGUGAAAAUCUACAGCAGGAUAGGCGGGGACCAGGGAUGGUGGAAGGGAGAAACAAAUGGAAGAAUUGGUUGGUUUCCUUCGACCUACGUGGAGGAGGAGGGAGUAUAACGAGGACUGGAUCUCUGGCAGGCAUCGCCGAGCGCCCAGGAAAAGCCACUGGAGAGUGUGCACAGUGGUCCCAACGCCCAGGGCUCUGAGUGAAACGCAAUCAGAAAUCCUCCAGUAUUAACAAGUCUAUUGUGAAUUGUUUACAAUCAAUCCUCUGUAAAGUGUGUGUGCGCGUCAGGGGGUGCCACUGGCUCUCAGUCCUGGGUUGUGUUACUUGUGUGUAAGAGAGAGUGUCUAUAAGGUAACAUUUGUCUGUAACGGCAGCAGGAGGGUCCUGGGAAGAUCAUGCUCAACAGCCCUGCCUGAGCAGGACAACUCAGCACAGCUCUGCUCUGACACUUCAUCCAAACCUAUUUCACGGAGGGUGUCUCAAAAGCCACCCUGGGGCUCAUGGGAGGCAGGGGCCAAAGGUUCACGCUGACUGAAGGUGGAGGGAGCGUUUCAGAUUUCUACUGAGAAGGAGCAAGCCAGCCCCAAAGUAUCAGAAGAGGCGACCUCACCCCACCCUGCUCUCUCCCCCUGCUGCUUGAAUGGACCCCUCUGGAUAGCGAUUUUUCUUGUCAAGUCAGUGUGUUUGACGGCAGAGCCCAACUCUGCUGCCCCCCUGAGGUGAUUUGGGGAGCAGAGCAGAGGCAUGGUGAGGAGGUGUCUCUCUGUGAGCUUUGUAAGAUACCCGUUGUAAACUAGGAAUGAGUUUUUGAAGAGAGAGAGAGAGAGACAGGCGUGAAGUCAAACUGGAUACAGCCACCCCCAGACAUCAUGAGAGAGUUCCAGUUUUGCAACGUUGGUCCGUUCUCUCGGACUAACUUUGGUCCCACUAGAUUCACCCAGGACAGAAGGGACAGCACCGCCUGUAUCAGGAUGUGUGGCGGUGUUCGGGGGCUGCGGAAUGUGCCCUCCCUGGGAAGAGUAUUUGGAAGCCAUUGAUGUGCUGGGUGGCACAUACGGUAAUAGCUCCAGAUGUGCAUCAUCUGCUCCAGCGUGUGCACCAUUCACAGCGUACCUGUCCUGUGCUUAACAAGAAUACAGAAGCCCCUGCCAGAUGAAUGGCCCGUUCCUGUAGCCAUUAUACGCAUCUGCCUCAUUGACCUCCAACGGGGCUCACUCACCUGAUUAAGGACCGCAGGCUGAAUCCCUCAUUAUCCAAAAAUACAUUGUAAAAGAGUCUCUUUGCCCCAUCCACCAGCACCAUGAGGUUACGCCCCAAGUCUUUCCACCUGUUUUUCCCCCUCCCGUCACCCCUGGAGCCAAUAAGGAAAAUUCUGUGUUGCCCCAGCACUGUGUCUUUUUCAUCAUUGCACUGCUCUGAAUAACUUACUCCUGGGUCUCUUGCUUUCCAAGUUAUGUCCAUUUUAUGGGAUAGGCAGAACUGUCCAGUGGAAUCAAUUUCACGUGACCUCUGCCAGGUGCUGCCCUUUGCUCACCAGGGUGGCAUUUCCUUUCAAAGUGCAUUAUUUAAAACAAACAUGAUGCAUCCCCGACAAGGAACAACUCCCACUUCCCCCACGGCCAAGCCCAAGAAAUUCUCCUCCUGUUGCUUUAAAUGAGGCUUGGUCUGCGCUACAGAGUUAGGUCGACCUAAGGCAGCUUACGUCCACCUAAUUGUGUCAGUGUACACACUACAGCCUUGCUCCCGCCGAUGUAAGUGCCCUACUAUACUAACAUCAUAACUCCACCUCCAUCAGAGAGGCGUAGGGCUUAUGUCGGUAUAGUUAGAGUGACGCAGUGUCUGUGUAGACACUGCAUUACUUACAUUGGCUGUUGGCUGUCAUUCUUGUCAAAUUCACAGCUCCAGCUGGGCAGCCAGGCUCCCAGCGGGGAGCUGCGUGUGGAGCUGAGAUCCCGGGCUUUCAACCCCCCCACUCACCCCACCACUGCCCCUCUUAAGUCGGUGGAAGUGCUCCUGGUGAGGACGCACACCAUCGACAGAAGAAGAGUAGUGUGGACAUGAACCACUGCAGUUGUAAGUCAACCUAAGAUUCUAGUGUAGACAUGCCCUCAGUGCAGUUUUGGAUCGUUGCUCCCAUCUCACGUUUUUCAGCAGCCCGACAGCUUUGAGACUUUGCUACUGGGCUUUGGGCCAGAUUCUGCUCUCAUUUGCACUGAUGUAAAUCCAGAGGAACUCUAGAUUUGCACUGGCGUAAUGGACACCAACUGAAGUGAUCACGGCUGCUCGCCUUUAGAGGAGAGCUACAGCCACACAUCUUACAAUGGACGAAUAAAGAAACGAUAUCUAGCCAUUCUGCAAAUGCUCCAGGUAUAAUCUGUGGAAUUAUAGCCAAAUUGUUGCUGCCAGAUUGGGAUACUAAAGCCAAAAGGAGAAUACUGUGCACUGAAUGAAAAGGAAAACAAACGACCUUUGAAGGUAAAUUGCUGUUUAGUGACCAGGCACAAGCUGAAUAAUUUUGCUGCUUGUUUUGCUGUAUGUUUUCCUGUGUUCUGUCUCAAUCAGUGUGAACUGCCUGUUUGCUCGUUCUUCCUUGUGCCAAAGCCGCCAGUGAAACAUUCACGUUGCACCAUAUUGAUUAGAAAAUAUUUUAGUUUAAGCGAUGAUUGACUAACCGAUGCCUGCUGCUCAAAUGCCAAAGUCUAAACAUACCUGUGGUCAGGUUAUAGGGGAUUGCAAUUUGCACACAGCCAAGGGGCGGUUCCUCUUACCCAUUUUGCUCUGCAGAGUGCUGGAAAGAACAGAGCAGUCAGAUGUCUUGUGGUUUUGUUAAAGGCUAUUGUCCAGUGCUAACCUAUCUCAGUUCAGUCUUCUUGAUUGUCCACAACCUCUGUACCUUUUGACUUUUGUCAUCUCAGCCUGCCAGUAUUGAAAGGAAAUGAGGCAGAGCUUUGGAGAAGGAAGCCAAAAGGAGGCUGAGGGUUUGUGUACAUGGGGACACUCAGGAAAAUUAAUCUGAAUUAAUUUUUAAAGUGGAUUAGAUAAACUGCAUUAAAUCCUUUUGUGGAUGCUCUUAUUCAGAAGUAAAGUGGCCUUAAUUCAGAUCAGUUGACUUCACUUUGGAAAUUAAGUUUGAAUUCAGCUAAGGACACUUUAAUUCUAAAUGAUUGUCCACACAGGUCUUAAUGCAGUUUAACUAAUCCACUGUGAAUUCACACCCUUAGUUAGUUCAGAUUAAUUUUCCUGAGUGUCACCAUGUACACAAGCCAUAUGGGGAGUUGCAGGCUUAGCUCCCACUGAAAGGGAAUUGGGAGUUGGGCACUCACAUCCAUUAAGCUCCUUUGAGACUCCCAGCCUACAGGCCGAGCUUCUCAAGGCUCACCGGUGAUUUUGGUUGCCCAUCUUCAGAUGACUUCAAGGGGCCUGAUUUCCAAAAACUGCUGAGUAUCUGCUCUCUGUGGGAAAAAAAGUCUUUAAGAUGUCGCAAGUUAGGCACCCAAAAAUCACUAGUCACUUUUGAAAAUGUAGAUCAAAGGAUCUGAUUCAACCUUCAGUAGCAUCUGAGGGCAGAAUUUGGGUCCAGAAGACCCAACAAAAAAUGGAUAAAGAGAAGAAAAUUCAAGAUAAGAACAUAAGAAUGGCCAUGCUGGGUCAGACCAAAGGUCUAUCUAGCCCAGUAUCCGACAGUGGCCAGUGCCAGGUGCCCCAGAGGGAAUGAACA
Molecule: messenger RNA, 6686 nt
Organism: Mauremys reevesii (Reeves's turtle)
Lineage: Eukaryota; Metazoa; Chordata; Testudines; Geoemydidae
Gene: VAV2
Product: vav guanine nucleotide exchange factor 2
Exons: 27
Coding region: 562-3078 (838 amino acids)
Biological process (GO): regulation of GTPase activity; intracellular signal transduction; cell migration
Cellular component (GO): cytoplasm
Molecular function (GO): guanyl-nucleotide exchange factor activity; protein binding
Source: RefSeq, a predicted model, not a curated record